UUGCAAGCUGUACUGCACCACUCGCAGUAAUAAGAAAGAAGAAGAAGAAAAUUGUAGCUCUUUUUGGUGCAUCGAUCCGGGAUUGCAGUUGGUAUAUUGGUAUACAUGGCCUUCGGUCGCGUCUCGAGUUGAUGAGCCAGGAAGGACGCCAGGGGGCUUUACGUCGAGCUUGCGAGAGGGACAGAGGACCAGUUGCACUGUUGUACACCUCAUAUAGUUUUUCAAUCGUAACAACUUCAGAACGAUGCGGGGACAGCGGGUAUUACCGUUGCUGCUAGUGCUGUUAUUGGCCGGUGUUGCGUUGCCUACGGUAGUCCUACCGAGGCCGCCGUCCUCGCCUAACCGCAUACCGCGUGCCUACAGCCAGGACAACCAUAGGUCCAAGGACUACGUCGAAAAGGCCGUCUACCAACAACAGAGCACCAACGUAGAAAAACCCGAUACCCAGGACUACAGAUUCGUCGAGAUCGAGUUGCGCGACGGGGACAACGUCGGGUCCCUGGACCUGCCCGGUCUGGUACGGGCGGUCCUCGACAAUCACCCGCGCCGGCACCUCUACCAGGCACCCCUGCCUCCCCCGGGCCAGCAGCGCCGCUUCGAGCUCACCCCCGAGGACGAGCCCCGCAACCUGACUUAUCCCCAGCCCGAGGUCGUCCCUCGCUCGAUCCUGGGCGUGCGCGACGUCGGCCUCGGCCAGCGCGUCUUCGAGCCGUUCGACCCGUCGCGGCAACAGCAGCAGCGCCGCCUGAUCCAGCCGAGAAAGGACCUCGGGAACGAGAAGCUCUACUACCUGAAGAGCAGCCGGCCCAAGGUCUACGUCAACUUCCGCGGCCGGACGGGCAACUUUCGGCAGGAUGGGUCCGACUCGCGCGCCGCCGUCAGGCUCGAGCCUGGGGCCUCCCUCCGCGCUACGCAGCCCUACCGCGAGCUUGACGUGAGGAAGCCCAAGUCGGCCAAGCGCCCGCCAAAAAAGUACGAUCCGAGCAUCCACGGGGGAGGUACGGCCAACUCGAGGACGUCGUCCGCGACGACGACGGAAAACACGAUGGUCACGUCGAGCGAGCUGCCGAAGCAGAUACCCGCACCCCCGAGCAGGUUACCCUCGCCCUCGCCCCUCGUCCACACGACGCCCGUACAGAGAUUCACCGCUCGCCGGACGGACGUGUUGAUGCGUUUCGUCGAGCCUUGAUUCGUUCAUUCGUACGACUUUAUUGGUAAUAUCGAGCCGGUCUCAAUUUGUAAGGACGAAACCGUCUCCCUAGGUGGAUUCGACCAAAUUGGUGCAGUUGGGUGUGCUUUUUUUCCCCCCUGUAAAUAGAGCUUUAAGCACAUUGUCCAAAUUUUUUUACAGAGUAGUUUUAAGUACGAACGAAAGUAAAUCGAAUCGAGUACUUAUAGAAGACACGGA
This is a messenger RNA of Copidosoma floridanum, 1408 nucleotides long. RefSeq lists its product as uncharacterized. The record is from RefSeq and is a predicted model, not a curated record. Lineage: Eukaryota; Metazoa; Arthropoda; Insecta; Hymenoptera; Encyrtidae.